CUGGGGAUUGCAGUAUCCGCUGUUGCUGCUGCUCCCGUCCUGCCCCUGGCGGCUUACCUAGCCCUGCCUCACUGCAUCCCAGAAGAGCCGCCAGCCUGCCUUGCCUUACUGGAUUUUUUUUUUUUUAAAAAGCAGCUCUUUUGCUUUUUUUUUUUUUUUUGGGGUGCUGUAGGAGACCCUGCUUUUCAAUCACAUGGGAGAACACUGGCGCUUGUAAGAGGAGAAUCUGGCAGCUGGACACAGCUUGAACUGCAUUGUCUGUCUUCAUGACCCCUGCUGUGUGGCAGCUCAUCUCUUCUCUCACGCGCACACCCUCCUCCUCGCUUUUUCUCUCUCUCUCGCCGUGUUUUUUUUCCUGGUGGUGUUCUUCUAAUUUAUAAAAGCAGCCUCUCUGGAGCCAGCCAUGUUUGGCACUGAAUCUUCAUUGAGCAUGUUUUUGAACACAUUAACACCGAAGUUCUACGUGGCCCUGACAGGCACUUCCUCACUAAUAUCAGGGCUUAUUUUGAUAUUUGAGUGGUGGUAUUUUCGCAAGUAUGGGACAUCCUUCAUUGAACAAGUCUCAGUGAGCCACUUGCGCCCCCUUCUGGGAGGGGUUGACAACAACUCCUCCAACAAUUCCAACUCCAGUAACGGAGACUCAGAUGCCAACAGGCAAAGUGUCUCAGAAUGCAAAGUAUGGCGAAAUCCGCUAAAUUUAUUUCGAGGCGCAGAAUAUAAUCGGUAUACUUGGGUGACAGGACGAGAGCCCCUAACUUACUAUGACAUGAAUCUCUCUGCCCAGGACCAUCAGACAUUCUUUACUUGUGACUCAGACCAUCUGCGCCCAGCAGACGCAAUAAUGCAGAAAGCCUGGAGAGAAAGAAAUCCCCAAGCUAGGAUUUCUGCAGCUCACGAGGCCUUAGAGAUAAAUGAAAUUAGGUCCAGAGUUGAAGUUCCCCUAAUUGCUUCCUCUACCAUCUGGGAGAUAAAAUUGUUACCAAAGUGUGCCACUGCUUAUAUUCUCUUGGCUGAGGAGGAAGCAACGACCAUUGCUGAAGCAGAAAAGCUGUUUAAGCAGGCCCUGAAGGCUGGAGAUGGCUGUUAUCGGCGCUCUCAGCAGCUGCAGCAUCAUGGAUCCCAGUAUGAAGCCCAACACAGACGAGACACCAAUGUCUUGGUCUACAUCAAAAGAAGGCUAGCAAUGUGUGCCAGAAGACUCGGGAGGACAAGGGAAGCAGUGAAAAUGAUGAGAGAUUUGAUGAAGGAGUUUCCCCUUCUGAGCAUGUUCAAUAUCCAUGAAAACCUUUUAGAAGCCCUUCUGGAACUCCAAGCAUAUGCUGAUGUUCAGGCAGUCUUAGCAAAGUAUGAUGAUAUAAGUUUACCAAAGUCGGCCACAAUAUGCUACACAGCUGCCUUGCUCAAAGCAAGAGCUGUCUCUGACAAAUUCUCUCCCGAGGCUGCAUCUCGGCGGGGGCUGAGCACAGCAGAGAUGAAUGCGGUCGAGGCCAUUCAUAGAGCUGUGGAAUUCAAUCCUCACGUGCCAAAAUAUCUACUAGAAAUGAAAAGCUUAAUCCUACCCCCAGAACAUAUCCUGAAGAGAGGGGACAGUGAAGCAAUAGCAUAUGCAUUCUUUCACCUGGCACACUGGAAGCGGGUGGAAGGGGCUUUGAAUCUUUUGCAUUGUACGUGGGAAGGCACUUUCCGGAUGAUCCCGUAUCCCUUGGAAAAGGGUCAUCUUUUUUAUCCUUACCCAAUCUGCACAGAAACAGCAGACCGAGAGCUGCUUCCCUCUUUCCACGAGGUCUCAGUUUACCCAAAGAAGGAGCUUCCCUUCUUUAUUCUCUUUACUGCUGGACUGUGUUCCUUCACAGCGAUGCUGGCCCUCCUGACACACCAGUUCCCAGAACUUAUGGGGGUCUUCGCGAAAGCUAUGAUUGACAUUUUCUGCUCGGCAGAGUUCAGGGACUGGAAUUGCAAGAGUAUUUUCAUGCGUGUUGAAGAUGAACUGGAAAUCCCACCGGCAUCUCAAUCUCAACAUUUCCCAAACUGAACUCAUCACCCUUCUUCCCCCACCACCAAAAUCACUCCUCCUGUAUGCCCGACCUCUGACAGUGGCACUGCCUGACAUCCCCCCAGUUACCCAGCCAGUAACUCAGCUGCCUUCCCCCCUCUUCCCUUCCACACCCCCUUAUCCUAGCUCUGAGCAUCUGUCUCUGGGAUCUAACCUCCUAAGCCUCUAGGCACUCAGUAAAUGUUGUUCUCCUCUUCUUCCACUCUCUCUCUCACGAUCUCUCUCUUAGUCCGUGUCUUUGUUCUUUCUUGCCUGAACUCCCAUAAGAGUUUUUCUUGGCCACCUUGCAUCCGGUUUUAUCCUCUGUUGAUCUUUCUAUCCUUCAUACUGACUCAAAUGUGAUCUUUCUAAAUUUUAGGUCUGAGCAUGUCACUUCCUUGCUUGGAUUUCUCCAUUGAUGUCCCCACCAACUUCAGAAUACUAUCCCAGUCCUUUAGCAUGCAAGGUCCUUAAAUAAUCUGGCCCUAGCUUGUCCCUUUAGCCUCGUCUCGCCCAAGUCUUUCGGAUUCUACUCUGAAUGGAUUGCUCACCAGUCCCAGAUGCACCAGACUCUUGGACACCUGUGUCGUUUUGCACCUCCUGUUUUUCUCUGCAUGGAAUGCCUCUUCCCAUCACACCUCUUACUUGCUCACUCUACUAAUGCCUCUUCAUUCUCUUAUACUCAACUCUCUUUCUCAAUUUCCCCUGAGUUGAGUUAGACGUCUCUGCCCCAUAGGCCCACUGUAUUCCAUGAAUACCUAUAUUCCAUUUACUGUACUGUAUGAUAAUUGUUGGAAACUUGCCUGUGCCCUUUUAGACUGUAAGCUCUUUGAGAGCAGGACUGUGUCCUCCUCAUAUCUGUACCCCCAAGGCUUUGCACGUGC
Molecule: messenger RNA, 2916 nt
Organism: Sorex araneus (European shrew)
Lineage: Eukaryota; Metazoa; Chordata; Mammalia; Eulipotyphla; Soricidae
Gene: ST7
Product: suppression of tumorigenicity 7
Exons: 16
Coding region: 404-2032 (542 amino acids)
Source: RefSeq, a predicted model, not a curated record